GGUGGUGGUGAUUUGAUUGGUGGUGUUUGUGAAUGAAAUUUUUAAGGUGAAGAGAGAGAAAAGUAAAAGUGAAAGUGAGAGAGAGAAAAUUGAAGAGUUAUUUAAGAAAGGGUUACUUAAGGGAGUUCAUAUAAAAAUACGGGCGUUACCCGGUAAAUACCGGACGCGGUUUAGUACCCCCUAGAUUUUUAGUCAAAUAACAUCCAAGAUUGCUCGUAUAAAAUCGAUGAUCAUACUUAUUUUAGUUAUACAAGGCUACAUAGCCAAAUGCACGAUCUAAAUAUGACCAAUUUCCUAGUCAAGUAUCACGGGUUCAUUCUAGUAAAUUUAAAUUAAGAGCUCCUCCCUCUCACUGUUCUUAUCAAGUGAACUGUUUGAGCACAUUUCUUCUCUGCAAAGGUAAUGGAACUAGGUGCAACAAACAUUGAUCACAAUCAGCAAGACGAGUAUGUAUUGCUGAAUCUUGACGCUGUUUGUGGCCAACUCGACAUUUCUCCAAAUGAGCCAUACAUUCUAUCUGGUUUGGAUACAGCCAACCCCAUCUUGACCAUUGGGGACAAACUGAAGCUGAUAGGAGAAUAUGAAGAAACUAUUGGAACAUGCUUAAUCUUUUCAGAGAAGGAAAGGGCGCCUUUAAUUCAUGAAGAAACAGGAUCCUCGGAUGCUAACCUUUUCAAGGGAACAUGUAUAGUCGACCCAAAUCAAGGUCAAUCCAAGAAUAUCAAGCCUGUAACAUCGCUCCAUAAAAUUCUGAAAUUCAGAUUACUAUCAGAAGCUGAUGGGCAAAAUUUAGCGGACAAUUCUAAUAAUCUUAUAGGGCAGGAAGGGAAUCAGAAUUGUGAGAGAUAGGAAAGAACUUUUUGGCUCGUCAUUAGGCAGGAGAUUAACCAUUCAAUUAAUUUGUUCUGAAAAGAUCCCCUGGCUUGUAAUUUUUUUUCCCCUCCCUUUAGUAAGUAAGAUAGGUCACAAGCAAACUGGCCUUUAACAGGCAUUCAAUGGUGGCAUUUAACAGAUAAAAGCAAGAUUUUAUCUGGUAUAUAUGCAUCAACUGAAACAUGUAUGUGCCUGUUUUAACUGAAUAUCUAUAUGUGACAUACUACUACAUAAUAUAGCUGGUUAUUGGGUAGGGUAGCCUAAUGAUAAUAAGGUCAAGACCAAACUUAAAGGGCUUUUAAUGGACAAGGCCUUUAAUGAACAGGGCUAAAAUGUUUUUAAUUUAAUAGACAAACU
This is a messenger RNA of Chenopodium quinoa (quinoa), 1230 nucleotides long. RefSeq names its product general transcription factor 3C polypeptide 6-like. The coding region runs from base 403 to 849 and encodes 148 amino acids. Gene Ontology annotation, cellular component: transcription factor TFIIIC complex. Lineage: Eukaryota; Viridiplantae; Streptophyta; Magnoliopsida; Caryophyllales; Amaranthaceae. Gene Ontology annotation, biological process: transcription by RNA polymerase III. The transcript has 5 exons. The record is from RefSeq and is a predicted model, not a curated record.